AUGAGGGAUUUGGGGUGUGAGUUAGGGUUCUUAAAUUAUGUAACAGUUCCUCCUGUUGGGCGUAGUGGUGGGUUAGCUUUGUUCUGGAAUCAGUCUGUCAAUCUUUCAGUAGAUUUCCUUUCUCCUAAUCUUGUAGAUUGUUAUGUUCAAUGCAAUGGUUUCAGUUUCUACUUGUCGUUUGUUUAUGGUCAUCCUGAAACUCGACUACGGAACGAUCUAUGGGAAAGAUUAGAGAGAUAUGGCACCACUCGAAGAGAGCCGUGGUUUAUACUUGGAGAUUUUAAUGAGAUUUUGGGGAAUCAUGAAAAGGUUGGGGGAAGAGUUAGACCUGAAGUUUCCUUUCACGACUUCAGAAGGAUGGUUAGAACCUGUGCGUUUACGGAUCUUAAGUCCAUUGGUGAUCGGUUCUCAUGGGCAGGUCAGAGAGGAGAUCACUAUGUCUCUUGUUGUUUGGAUCGCACAAUGGCUAACAGUGAGUGGCAUCUACAAUUUCCUAGUUCUGAGACGCACUUUCUAGAGCUUGGAGAAUCGGAUCACAGACCUUUAGUUACCUUUAUAGAAGACACAACAGAGGAGAGAAAGGGAAUGUUUAUGUAUGAUUCACGGUUGCAUAAUAAGGAAGGUUUUCAGGAAGCUGUACUAUAG
Microthlaspi erraticum is the source of this 645-nucleotide messenger RNA. Lineage: Eukaryota; Viridiplantae; Streptophyta; Magnoliopsida; Brassicales; Brassicaceae. The record is from the annotation of a GenBank genome assembly.